This is a messenger RNA of Acipenser ruthenus (sterlet), 3516 nucleotides long. Its product is annotated as probable G-protein coupled receptor 149. Gene Ontology annotation, cellular component: membrane; neuron projection. NCBI's taxonomy places the organism in Eukaryota, Metazoa, Chordata, Actinopteri, Acipenseriformes, Acipenseridae. The record is from RefSeq and is a predicted model, not a curated record. Gene Ontology annotation, biological process: neuropeptide signaling pathway. Gene Ontology annotation, molecular function: G protein-coupled receptor activity; neuropeptide binding. The transcript is spliced from 4 exons. Bases 429 to 2612 code for a protein of 727 amino acids.
ACUCCUCCGCCUUGCAGCCGGAGACAGAGGGCAGCAGCACAGCACAAUCGCAUUCAUUAACGGCGCUAAACCAGGGUGGUGUCUUUUAGCACUGACGUUUGCUAUUCGAGUCUACACUUCGCUUACCUUUAUGCCAAAGGAACGGCAGCUCGAAAACAGAGACUUGCAGCUUCAGAAACGUUAUGAUGAAACAGUGUUCAAAUUCAACCCAAGGGUUGUUUGAUCGCCUCGGCUGGAUGUGGCGCUAGUAUGCUCUCAGAGAACGAGAAGAAAGCUACAUCUGUUACAUAGAACAGUCAACCCUGGAUAUCAACCCUUAACAGCGGGCUUACUUUGCAGGAGUUCUAGCAACUGAGGAGCAGCAGUCAGGCUGGAUCCGAAUAAGCGAUAUUAACGUAUCUAAAGGGGGUACGAUAAUCUUCAUUAAUAUGUCAGCAACACCCAGCCCCCUAUCUUUCAACAAAACCAGCCUUUUUACAGAAACCUAUGAAAGAAUGGAUUCGCAAAAUGGACAAAGACAAGGCAACCCGGCGCUCUUCUGCUUGUCGUUGAGUAUAACGAUUUUAACUUUUGCGGGUAGCGUCUAUUCACUGUUGUCUUUACUGAAGAUGCGGAGUAAGACCUCGCUUUCACUUAUUGUGGCGUCUCUGUCCGUAGACGAUUUAAUUAGCGUGAUACCUUUAUCUCUAUUUCUGUUCCUACAAUGGGGGAGCAAAGACCAGCCCAGCGCACUGUGUACUUCAUCGGCGCUUCUGUAUCUCUUUCAGGGGGUAUCAAGCAAUUUAAAGGCGUCGUUGAUUGUGUCCUACACUUUUUAUAUAACCAAACGGUUUGGCGCUUUUCAGGCUGCCAAACGACCACUGAAAAUAAUAUGGGCUAUAGUAGGUAUAUGGAUUGUCAGUGUGAUAGUAAGCAUAUUACCUUUAUGUGGCUGGGGCACUUUUGCUCCCACACACUGGGGCUGCUUUACAACGAGUCCCAGCUCCUAUGUGAUCUUUCUUUUUGUUCUGUAUGCCUUGUGUUUCUGCAAAGUAGUAGUUUUUUCCAUACCUCUUACAAACCAGCUGCUGUGCUCGGGUGACCAACAAAAGGGAUUGAAUCCCAGCUAUUCCGAGAUUGAGAGAGGACCCGAUGCCGAUGUGCCGACACCAGUUAGUAAUAUGUCGUCUCUCCCUCAAGGAGACCCCCUGGAGAAAAGUUUUAUAAGUUGUGCGGAGAGGAAUCAGGAUUCUGAGCCUGUGCUUGUAAAGAACAAAGUGGAUACUUAUUAUUGUUCCAGCCCGACGGCUUCUCACUAUCAGACGGAUGUUGAGAACUCCAGGAAUUCUCCUGUAUUUUUAGCUCAGAAACGUUUUUCUUUAAUUCUGGCUAUGGUUAGAAUAAUUUUGUGGAUGCCAAUGAUGAUACAGAUCUUGGUUAGUCAUGUCCUUCAAUUCAAGAGCCAGUCUCUUGAGACCCUGAGUUUUGUUCUGACCUUGCUCUCUGCUGCAGUCACGCCAGUGUUUGUUCUUUCCGAGCGCUGGAUCCACCUGCCAUGUGGCUGUUUUAUUAAUUGCAGUAGAAAUGCAUACGAGGUGUCUUCAGACACAGCAAGGGUCAAAAAGAAAGGUUUUGAAUUCAGCUUGUCCUUCCAUCAAGGGUAUCGAAUUUACAAAAUAGGCCAGGCAAACCAUUGCUCUGGUGAAAAAUCGGUAUCAUAUCACAACUUUAUGAACUACGACACCAAAGGGAAAAAAACUGAUCCGAUAGAAAGUAACCCGUCGAGCCGCGCCAACCUUGAGUUCAGAACCAUAACUUUGAGGGACAGCUCCUUGCAGACAGAACUCAACAAAGCAUUCAAGUCGGAGUCGAAGCCUUGCAGCGCCACCGGGUCUAACGCAUUUUACAGCAGCGCUGCUGGAACACCAAUCAACGAAAACAAUCUUGAUGGGUUGCCAGUGUUUGACGGCCCUGAAAGGAGAUUGUCCCACGAAGAAUGUCGCAAGCUGGAGCUCACAGACUGGGAAUGGUGUCGAAGUAAAUCCGAAAGAACGCCUCGGCAGAGAUCCAGUGGGGGAUUAGCUAUUCCACUUUGUGCAUUUCAAGGAACUGUGUCACUCCAUGCACCCACUGGGAAAACUCUCUCACUUUCCACUUACGAAGUCAGUAGUGAUGGUCAAACAAUAACCCCAACAAAUAAGAAAAUUGAAGUUUAUCGCUCAAAAAGUGUGGGGCAUGAGCCUAACACAGACGACUCUCCAAACAGCAUUGCAGACACCAAUGUAAAAAUUCAUUUGGAAGUGCUGGAGAUCUGUGACAAUGAAGAGGCCAUGGAUACAGUGUCUAUAGUUAGUAACAUCAGCCAGUCUUCUACCCAUGCCAGAUCGCCAUCGCUACGUUACUCCAGAAGGGAAAAUAGAUUUGUAUCCUGUGACUUGGGUGAGACUGCUUCUUACUCACUCUUUAUACCCACAAACAAUCCUGACAGUGAUAUUAAUAUAUCAAUUCCCGACACUGUGGAGGCUCACAGACAGAACAGUAAAAAGCAGCACCGGGAGAAACCGGGUUACCAGGAGGAGAUCCAAGUAUUAAAUGAGGUUUAUAGGAAACAGGAAGAGGAUACGGGUAAGUGAACGAGGACAUGUUUCAAGCUUAAUGUCCAUUUCUUAUAUUUCUGUUGAUGUUGCGUGAAUGAUUGCAAACAACACACAACAGCAAACAAAGACAUGAAAAAAAGCAAUUCAAAUGAUAUAUGAAGCUAAUUGGUGGUGGUAAGAGAAUGGUUGCACUGUAAUAAUGAUAAUAAUGAUGAUGAUAUUGAUGAUUAUGUUGAUUAUUGUAUUACAUAACACUACACAAUUAAAGUAUAUGUACAAAAAAAGAACUGUUAGAAAUAUCAAGUAGAAGGAAUUCUACAACACAAAUACCAGAGCCUGUAUUAAAAAAAGUAACAAUACACCAGAAACCAGAAACACUAUAGUGUUUAGUGGGUUACAUGCAUCAGCCUCAGAUGUAACAUUACUCACAGACUAUCACACAUACUCAGUAUUAAUAUAUCAUGCAUGUGGAAAACAAGGCCAUUGCCAUAAACCUGAUAUGCUUAAUCUAACUUUGUAUUCAUCUAUAUGUAUAGAAUGUUUUCAAGAAUCAAUGUAUUGCUGUUCUAUUCAAAAGCAAAACAGGUUUUGACGUAUAUCUGCCACUACAUUUACCAUUAUUAUCAUUCUUUCGUUUUGAUUUCAUAUGUAAAAUGAAUUAAGAAAAUAACACAGUUAUGGGCUACCUCUAAGGUGGUGAUUGAUAGAUAGGGGUUAUUAUGACCACAAAAUGUGAGGUUUAAUUUGUGGUAUUUCAUUUCUUUUUUUUUGUAUAUAUUGUAACUGGUGCAUAAGGUUUGUUUGUGCUAUUUAGAAUUCAGUGUCAUGUGAUUUAGUACAAACCGAGGCACUUUGUAUGCUUUUGUAUUAAGGUGGCCCAUCGGCAAUGUAUGGAGAGCUGGGGAAAAAUGCAUUGCUGUAAUAAACACUGGUAGUACUG